This is a messenger RNA of Oryza sativa Japonica Group (Japanese rice), 1710 nucleotides long. The record is from RefSeq and is a predicted model, not a curated record. Lineage: Eukaryota; Viridiplantae; Streptophyta; Magnoliopsida; Poales; Poaceae.
CAGGUGAUCUGUUGACGUGGCCAGUCUCUGGUCAGACGCAGCCUCCAUCCCCAGACCCCAGCCGCCGCCGCCCCUCUCCUCUCCGGUGAAGUUGGGUUGCUUCGUCAUCGUCCAACCACACCAUCCCAAAGCCGCCGCUCGGCUGCCGCCGCCAUUACGUCACUACUGGAACUUCCUUCCAGGCAACCCACCACCCGCCACCGCACCUGCCCAUAAAACCCGGCCACAUCCAUCAAGCAGCAACAGCAACUACCAGUUUGGAACUACCAUCCCCCGAUCUCUCCCGGUCGGAUGCUCACUCGUCUUCCCCACCACUCGUCGCCCCUUGUCUUCCCCUGCCGCCUCUCCGCCGCCGCCGCCGCCCGGACGCUCUCCACCGCCACCGGCAGCAACUCCACCACCGUCAAGAUGGCUCGGUCGGCGCUCGACGAGGUCACCGACGCCGGCGCCUUCGACCGGUCGCCGUCCACCUUCCGGAGCUCUAUCUCCAGGGACAGCUCCGCCCGGUUCCCCGCCGUGCCGGGGAGGUACCACCUCUACGUCUCCUACGCGUGCCCCUGGGCGUCACGCUGCCUCGCCUACCUCAAGCUCAAGGGCCUCGACCACGCCAUCGGCUUCACCUCUGUGAAGCCCAUCUUUGAGAGGACCAGGGAGACGGACGACCAUCUUGGGUGGGUUUUUCCGGCCACCGGAGACGAAGAGCCCGGCGCAGACCCGGAUCCUUUCAACGGAGCCAAGACCAUCAGGGAGCUAUAUGAGAUUGCCAGCCCAAAUUACAUCGGGAAACCAACUGUUCCGGUUCUGUGGGACAAGCAGCUCAAGACUGUGGUGAACAAUGAGAGCUCAGAGAUCAUCCGAAUGCUCAACACUGAGUUCAACGAGAUCGCAAAGAAUCCUGACCUGGAUCUCUAUCCUGCUCAUUUGCAAACCUCCGUCAAUGAGAUCAAUGAGUUGGUAUACGAUGCGAUAAACAACGGCGUGUACAAAUGUGGCUUUGCCAAGAAACAGGGGCCAUAUGAUGAGGCUGUCACGAGAUUAUAUGAGGCUCUGGACAAAUGUGAGGAAAUUCUAAGCAGGCAACGUUAUAUAUGUGGCAACCAGUUGACAGAGGCUGAUGUUCGCUUGUUUGUAACUCUUAUAAGAUUUGAUGAGGUUUAUGCUGUCCACUUCAAAUGCAACAAAAGGCUCCUCAGGGAAUACCCCAAUCUGUUCAAUUACACCAAGGACAUCUACCAGAUUCCUGGCAUCAGCAGCACGGUUAACAUGGAGCACAUAAGAAAGCACUACUAUGGAAGCCAUCCGUCCAUAAAUCCCUACGGGAUCAUCCCUGCAGGCCCUAACAUCGAUUACAACGCUCCACACGACAGAGAGAGGUUUAGUGCCUAGGAGAAGAUAAGUAGUACUCCCUCCGUUUCACAAUGUAAGUCAUUCUAGCAUUUCUCAUGAACGUGAGAAAUGCUAGAAUGACCUGUAAAACGGAGGAAGUAUCUCUUAUGGUACUUUCUGUAUUGAGUCACUAUGCUUCGUUGCUAUGGUAUCGAGGCUGUGGCUAAUAAUGCUUGGAGGGUUGGUUUGUGUUUUGGUUGUUGUAUUGUAAUACAGGGAUUGGAAAAAAAAAAGUUACCGAUAGAGAAUAAGAAGUAUCACUCGACCAAACAGAGACAAGCAAAAGUUAUGUGGUAAUAAAUAACAAAAAGUUUUUGGUUCCAA